Messenger RNA from Brugia malayi, 684 nucleotides. RefSeq lists its product as uncharacterized. The record is from RefSeq and is a predicted model, not a curated record. Lineage: Eukaryota; Metazoa; Nematoda; Chromadorea; Rhabditida; Onchocercidae. The coding region runs from base 1 to 684 and encodes 227 amino acids. The transcript is spliced from 4 exons.
AUGUUAUGUGAUCGAAUGAUAACAGAAAUGGCUCGCUCGUUCCGAUGUUGUUUUAUUUGCACUCAAGAAAUGAGUUUACGGAGGAAAAGUGUAAAGCACAAAAAAGUCAAAGAACCGAAGCCAACAAUAUCGCAUGUUUCCAGUACAAAUGCAAUAAAGAAUGUGAAAGUUACACUAAAAGAAAUUGAAACUCAAAAGAAUGAAGAUUAUCUGCAAAUAGUGGGAAAUGAGCAUCAAAGGAAAGAACAAAAUAUUUUGGAUCAUUUUCAGAAUGACAAAAACCGCCGACAUAAAUUGAUGCAUCUCGAUCUAUUAUUUCGUGAAAAGAAUUAUUUCCGUAAAUUAGAUUUUCCUCGAAUUGAACAAUGUGCAGCUUGGUUGAAUUCAGAAAGAUACCACUGGGGCGGUUGGCAUAUUCGAAUUCCAACAUCACAACCUCGCUUUGGUAUUGUUUUGGCUAUCGGUCACUGCUGGUGGAGGAAAACGUCAUUCAAAUGCGCUCAUGAACUAGCCAUUCUUGUUGUUCGCACAUCGUUCAGCAUUAUUUAUGAAAAACAUUAUCACAAUCAUGCUAUUUUCCGGAAACCUUUGGUCAGCUUCAAAGAUUAUAAUUAUGAGAACGACCAGCAUGUCGAAUUCUUGCGAACGCAUUUACCGCCGGUGGAAACGUUGCUUUCACGUUGA